ACAAUUUGAAUCAAAUUUAAUUCACUCACGAGCUUGUGUAGAGUAAAGUGAAUCCUGUAUUGCCCAAGUGUCAAGCGAUACUAAGCUUGACAUACCAAUAAAGUUCAAUAUGCCAUAUUCCCCCAGAUCGAUUGAAAGGUUACGUCAGUCACACAACUGAAUCAAUCGUAGCACGAUUUAAACCCGACAACAUGGACGGAUGGAGGCACUGCAUUCGUAGAGAAAACCGAAAAAUAUAGAGCAAUGGCUGACAUUAAGAUAGACAUACGGGACUCACUUUCUCAUAAUGAGUGGUUCGAGAAGUGCAUAAGGAGCUAUCGGAUUCAAGAUAAGUCUAGAAGCAACCGACCCAAGAUACAGAAUGUGCCGCAGAUGCUUAGACUGAUCGAGUCAAACAAGAAGUGCUAUGAUCCGUUGGUGGUUUCCAUCGGUCCUUACCACCAUGGGAAAGCUGAGCUCAGCGUGGUAGAGGAGUAUAAGUUUUUAUUGACAGAGAAGUAUCUCUCCAGGACUGGAUCAAAUUUUGAGGAUGUGUGCAACCAAGUAGCCGAGGUGGCUAAAGAGGCAAGAGAAUGCUAUAAGGGGGACUUGAAACGAGAGAUUAAAAAGGAUGAGAAACAAGAGAUUAGCGACGAGGAAUUCACUCGAAUGAUGUGUCUUGAUGCUUGCUUCAUUCUGCAGUUCAUGUAUUGCACGGUGAAGCAGAAGCGUGGGGAAUUGGGAAUGAAAAGAGACAUCAUGGCAUUCGUGCACCGGGAUCUGUUAUUGCUUGAGAACCAACUCCCUUAUCUAGUCCUCAAGAAGUUGAUCUUGACGUUUAAGUUUAAUGACGGUACUGAUGACAGCGAGAGCAUUAUCCACAAAUUCAUCGAAAUGACUCAGGCCACAUCUCCCCAUCGAGUCGUAUCGUUCAGGGAAAGACUUUGUAAGUAUAUUUCUUCUAAAAUUUGUACCGGAUCAGUUGCCCAGGAUGUGUCAGUGAACAGAGAGAUUGGAGAACCUGUUCAUCUUCUUCAAAUCUUUCGCGAAAAACUCAUCGACACAAAUGCAAUAGAAGACGGAAAAUCUAGUUCAAUACGGGAAUUGUUCGCCUCAUGUUUUGGAAAAUUCAAGAAUUGUUUGACAUACUUUUGUCCAAAAGUCCUAAUACAAAAUGGUCAGGAUGACGAAAAACCUGCAUCAAUCAGUGGCUGGUACUCCUAUCGUUCAGCCAGCGAGCUUAAAUCAGUGGGAAUACAUUUCAAGCCUGGUAAGACUCGAAACUUUAAAGAUGUGAGUUUUAAAUCAACCUUCCUGGGUGGACAACUCACACUUCCUCAAAUAACUGUAGACGACUCCACUAAGUCCCUACUGUUGAACAUGGUAGCAUAUGAAACAUGCCCUGAUGCCCCUGAUGACUUUGGAGUCACUUCUUAUGUUUGUCUCAUGGAUACACUCAUUGACACGGCUGAAGACGUGAAGGUGCUGCGAUCCAACGGCGUGCUUCUUAAUGUUCUGGGUAGUGACCAACAGGUUGCCGACCUCUUCAAUGGAAUAGCCAAUGAUUUGGUGCCCAAUCCCGAUACUUAUUCUCAAGUUAAAGCUCUCAUGGAAACACAUUAUAAGAAUAGAGUCAACAUUUGGAUUGCUGAUUGGCUGCAUACGCAUUUUAGUAGCCCUUGGGCCAUUCUGGCAUUCGUUGCUGCAGUUUUUGCCAUUACCCUCAGUUGCCUGCAGACUUACUAUGCAGCCAAUCCACCGAAUGGUUCGUGUUGAUCAGAGAGCUGCAGACUUGGGGUGGCCGGUUGGGUCACCUUUUUUUAUGUAAACUACCGUGGCCAUUGUCCCUGCCCUGUACGUGAGUUGUUUUGUGUGUUUUGUUUUCUCCCUUUUUUGAGCAUGAAGGUGAAAGUAUUUGUCAUGUAACAUAUAUAUUUGUAGAUUGUUUGCACAUUGUUUUGGUAUGUGGACACAAAUAACAAUAUCUGGUUUUGGCAUCA
This is a messenger RNA of Juglans regia (Persian walnut), 1979 nucleotides long. RefSeq names its product UPF0481 protein At3g47200-like. Bases 244 to 1755 code for a protein of 503 amino acids. The transcript has a single exon. Lineage: Eukaryota; Viridiplantae; Streptophyta; Magnoliopsida; Fagales; Juglandaceae. The record is from RefSeq and is a predicted model, not a curated record.